CUCAGCUACGAUGUGCUGGCCAUCAGCCUCACUCACAGCACCUUCGCCUUGCCUCGUGCCUGCCAACCCCAACAUUGCCGGCUCCUUCCCUCGACCAGCUGCUACAAUGAGACGGAUCCCCUGUCUCCCUUUGAUCAUGCCUUUCGUUCCGUCGUCGGUCAUUGCUCCGAGCACACCCCAUUGCGUACCAAUCAGUCGUUUCACACCGUAUCUGCCAUCCUAUCGAUACCAAACCACAUCAUCACGAGCUUCAAAUCAUUCGAUCCACUUCGAAGUCCGCUCACCUGCGCAGAAACUCACUCAACAUGAGACCCAAGUCAAGAGAGAAGUCGACUCUCGCCGGCCCCGCUGAACAAAUUGCCAACGAGUCUUCUCUGGAAGCCGAAUCUCGCAAAGCAGCCAACUUUGCCGAUGUCGAGGCCAAAUUGCCACAGCGUUACACCAAGGUCGAGAUGAGCUUCAUUGACAAGAAAACAAGUAUUCUGGGUUCCCACAAUCCCUUUGGUAAGAAAGCGAACCCCAAGAAAUACCUAGUAUGGCUCUUGGACAACACCGCAUACAGGCCCGUCAAGCUGGGGAAAGACACUGUUCAGCCGUGGGAGGCUGAGUUCGUCGCUUGUUUCUUCCGUUUCGGUCGAUGGGACUUGACAGACUAUGUUAGCAACAUUGCUGAUCUUAUUGGGCUGGAUGACAAACUGGGUAGUGACCCUGAAGCCAGGAGAAGGAUUGAAGAACGACUGAAGCCUUUCGUCAUGGCCGUAGCACCGGCGCGCACGAUUGUGAUUCAGGUACCGAGGCUUACGCCCGGCGACAGCCCUCGCAAAAUUCACCUCGGACCAUCGACCCGGAACGGCAUCAGCAGUCAGGUCAUGCCUACAGGGGGCUCGGACAGUGCAGACGGCAAGACAGUUGUCUGUACCAGUGACGAAAACCUGUACCCGGACCUGAGAUCUCAUACCCGCUUUGUCGGUCAGGAAGGUUGGGCCAUCAUCUCGGACAUAGAUGACACUAUCAAGGUCACUCAAACACCUAAUCCUAUGGGCCUUCUUCAGUCUACCUUUGCAGAUCUGCCGAAAACGACAACUGGUAUGCCGGAAUUUUACAAGCUCCUGGACGAUACAUUCAGAUCUCCUGCUUGGUUCUACCUCUCUGCAUCGCCCUAUAACUUAUACCCCUUCCUCCACGACUUUGUGCAGAAGAACUAUCCACGAGGGACGAUAAUUCUUCGAGAUGCAUCGUGGAUGAAUUUUGCAGGCUUGCUGCAAUCUUUCACUCAAGGAGUUCAAGAGUAUAAAACCAAGCGCAUUGAGAAGAUACAGUCAUGGCUUCCAAAGCGCAAAUUCAUCUGCAUUGGCGACUCGACUCAAUCAGAUCCGGAAGCGUAUGCUCAAAUGUACACCAAGUAUCCAGACUGGAUCAAAGCGAUCUACAUCAGGAAGGUCACCGAUACUCCCUAUGUGGCAGACAAAAACAGGAAUCAACGUUUUAUUGAUGCGUUCAAGGAUGUGCCUGACCACGUCUGGAGAGUGUUUGUACAACCCGAGGAGCUCGCUGAUCAUGUGAAGCAAGUGUCAGGCCAGGCUCAUGCAGGGGAGCUCAGCGAUUUGUUAGGUCUGUAGUGCCAGACUGAGCACGAGAAGAAGCCCAAGGUUUCGAGACCACAAGUCACAGAGGCCCUAGCUUCUACACCACAGUCUGCUCCAUCAAAGCCACCGACACCGCAGCCUCAUACAACGCACCUUCAUGCACCGCACCCUUACGCGUCGCACCCACCAACACC
Molecule: messenger RNA, 1780 nt
Organism: Exophiala viscosa
Lineage: Eukaryota; Fungi; Ascomycota; Eurotiomycetes; Chaetothyriales; Herpotrichiellaceae
Exons: 3
Coding region: 306-1619 (437 amino acids)
Cellular component (GO): actin cortical patch
Molecular function (GO): phosphatidate phosphatase activity
Source: RefSeq, a predicted model, not a curated record